Messenger RNA from Clonostachys rhizophaga, 447 nucleotides. Lineage: Eukaryota; Fungi; Ascomycota; Sordariomycetes; Hypocreales; Bionectriaceae. The record is from the annotation of a GenBank genome assembly.
AUGUCGAACUCGUUCAUUGAGUUGGCAGAUCCCGUACAUGUCAAAAACAGCCUCGAGUCCAUCUUCUCAGGGGAUAUCGUGCACCUACAAUGGUAUCUACCGUGGAUACUACGCAAAAUAUGUUCCGACACCGCAUCUUCCGAGACCGCGGACCCCUCGACUUUUGAGGGCUCUAUGUAUAAUACCGGCAGCAUAUCCUCUCGAUCGGCACUUGGUGCACUAGUACAAACCGCGACGCUCAUCAGGACAGGCUCUGAACCCACCAUCGAGUCCAUUGCAGACGCGCUCAAAAACACGUUCCACCACCGGCCAGCCUCCGCCGCGACGGAUGAUCAACGUUCUAUCGCAAGGCUAAGCCUUGCCUUUUGCAUCCUCUCAUGUCUCACCUUUCUCUAUGAGCCACAGCCUACCGCCUCUGAACAAGUGUUCCGCAUCGUCCCCCCCUAG